Messenger RNA from Protopterus annectens (West African lungfish), 520 nucleotides. RefSeq names its product macrophage mannose receptor 1-like. Bases 29 to 520 code for a protein of 163 amino acids. The record is from RefSeq and is a predicted model, not a curated record. The transcript has 2 exons. Lineage: Eukaryota; Metazoa; Chordata; Ceratodontiformes; Protopteridae.
AGAAAAUAGACAUAUUGCAUGUUUUUAAAUGCAGUUUACCCAAGACAUGGAAAGGAUCAGUGUGCUUCUUUACCUGUCAGGAGCUCUCAGUUUUUCUUCAGCUUUGAUCUAUCAGCGGCAUGUUUUUGUGAAACAAAAUAUGACUUGGUACCAGGCUCAGUUGUACUGUCAAACGAAUUACACAGACCUGGUGACAAUUAAGAGCAAAUGGCAAAUGGACCUUGCUAACAGCUUGAUUACUGUCAGAGGCAUUAUUGGUGUAUGGAUUGGUUUAUAUCGCAAUACCACCACUUACCUUUUCCAGUGGUCCAAUGGAGAGCAGUUCAUGUACUCACGAUGGGCCACUGGGCAACCUGGCCAGGACAACAUGUGCACUGCCAUGUCAUCAUUGUGGUAUGACUUACCCUGUAGCAAUCCAUGUUAUUUUGUCUGCUUUCAAGGUAAGAAUUCAAUAAAUCUUAACUGCGAUAGUCAGUGGACAUUUUUUUAUGGUGCAGAUGUAAAUAAAAUACAACCGUAA